Molecule: messenger RNA, 2051 nt
Organism: Armigeres subalbatus
Lineage: Eukaryota; Metazoa; Arthropoda; Insecta; Diptera; Culicidae
Gene: Dus3
Product: tRNA-dihydrouridine(47) synthase [NAD(P)(+)]-like
Exons: 5
Coding region: 28-1911 (627 amino acids)
Biological process (GO): tRNA processing
Molecular function (GO): RNA binding; tRNA dihydrouridine synthase activity; metal ion binding
Source: RefSeq, a predicted model, not a curated record
CUUUUUGCGCUUUUUGCACCUUGUCGUAUGCCGCAUUCAAAUUUUGGAUACGACACUGACCUGGCUCGAGGGCUCAACAUUCAACUUACGAAAGAUCAAAAAGGCGCCAGCUCCCAGCAAAAAAGAAUUUAUUCAAAUUCGGCUGUAUUCAUUUUACUUCGUUUGUCAGUAGCAGUUAUGGACGAUACUGUAUGCUACAUCAAACCAGAAUUUUUGGUACCACGUCUUCCAGAGGAAAAGGCAGAAGAUCCUGGACAGGAUCCAUCACCGGCAGAUAGUAAGGAAGAACCUCCAGCCAAAAAGGGACGUUUUGACAAGAAGAAAAAGAAUCGGGGACAAAAUAAAAAACGCGAUCUACCGUUCAAGGAAGCGGAUGAUGCUCGGCUGUGCAAAACCCUGCUGGAUGGAAAGCAUGCCAGUGAGAAAUGUGCCAACCCACGGUGCCGGUUCUCCCAUGACGUAGAACGAUUCCUUCAAUUAAAACCGAAGGACAUUGGCGACAGUUGUUAUAUUUAUUCAUUGAAGGGUUAUUGCAAUUUUGGAAUAACCUGCAGAUAUGGCGGUGCUCAUCUGGAUGAAGAGUUGAACAACAAAAUCGACGAAGGAGUUAAAAGAGGGGACCACAACUUGGUCAGUAUGUGCCUCGGAUUCGAUCUGCAAAACCAACUGAGAAAGAGGACGUACAACUAUAGCAAAGCUAAUAAAAUUAUUGCUAAGUUUGAGCAACUUCAGAAGGGAGCUAAAGAUGAGGUGGAUGUAUUGAAUGGCGAUACUCCAAAAGCUAAGCCAAUUGGUUCCUGCACUGAUGAGGAUGUUAUCAAGUUGCGCAGUGUAGAGCGCCGGAAGAUUAAUUUUAGAGACAAACUUUACCUUAGCCCAUUGACGACGGUAGGCAAUCUUCCUUUCAGAAGAAUAUGUAAGGAGUAUGGUGUGGACAUUACUUGCGGGGAAAUGGCCUGCUCAGUGCCACUAAUUAACGGUAUGAUGCAGGAAUGGGCUCUGACGAAGCGGCAUCCAUCGGAAGAUUUGUUUGGGGUGCAAAUUUGUGGCCACAAUCAGAAACUAGUAUCGUAUGCGACGCAGGUGAUAGCCGAGAAUGCGGAGGUGGAUUUUGUUGAUUUGAACCUUGGUUGUCCAAUUGAUUUGAUCUUCAAUCAGGGGGGAGGAAGUGCUCUCCUACGGAGGCGUAACAUUCUUGAAGUAAUGGUGCAGAGUUGUUCCAGAAUAUUGCUCGACUACGAUAAAGAGUUCACGGUGAAGACACGAAUGGGUAUCUAUGCCAACAAAUACGUUGCGCAUGAGUUGAUUCCACAGUUUGAAGAAUGGGGUGCCAGUCUGGUGACCAUUCACGGGAGAACCAAAGAGCAACGAUAUACCAAGAAAGCGGAUUGGGAUUACAUCCGUCAGUGUGCCCAACAGGCAAAGAGCAUCCCGAUUUACGGAAAUGGGGAUAUUUUCUGCUAUCAAGACUAUCUGGAAGCUAAAGAACGCGCCCCGGAAUUGGCUGGUGUGAUGAUUGGAAGGGGAGCAUUAAUUAAGCCGUGGGUGUUCCAAGAAAUCAAGGAGCAUAAAAAUCUGGAUCCUUCCAGCAAUGAACGCAUGGAUAUGUUGAAACGCUAUGUUAACUAUGGUUUGGAACACUGGGGUAGCGAUACCAAAGGCGUCGAAAAUACCAGGAGAUUUUUGCUUGAAUGGCAAUCGUUUCUGUAUCGUUAUGUUCCUUCCGGGCUGCUGGAGAGGCCACCACAAAAGAUAAACCAACGACCUGAAACGUUCCGUGGACGGGACGAUCUGGAAACGUUGAUGGCUUCCCCAAACUGUUCCGAUUGGGUGAAGCUGAGUGAAAUGCUGCUUGGUCCGGUUCCAGAGGAUUUCAAGUUUGUACCAAAACAUAAGGCGAAUUCAUACUGAUGACUCCAUGCAGAUUUACUGAAUGCCGAAAAAUACCUACAAGCUUUUGACGUGGACCAAGCCAACGUCGAUUAUGACUUAAGUGAGCAUUAUAUUCGUAUUGUUAUAUGGUUAACAAUAAGGCCGUUAUAAAUAUUUAA